Bradysia coprophila is the source of this 1437-nucleotide messenger RNA. Its product is annotated as lymphokine-activated killer T-cell-originated protein kinase. Gene Ontology annotation, biological process: protein phosphorylation. Lineage: Eukaryota; Metazoa; Arthropoda; Insecta; Diptera; Sciaridae. Gene Ontology annotation, molecular function: ATP binding; protein serine/threonine kinase activity. Gene Ontology annotation, cellular component: cytoplasm. The record is from RefSeq and is a predicted model, not a curated record.
ACCAACGCAUGAAGAUGGUCGAUUGACAGCACUUACGAACAGAUAAAAUUUCAAACGUUCUCCGUAACCGUCAACACGUAUUUUCGACUUGGAGAUUUUUAUUUGGACGCAAUUGACAUUAUUAAAUAAUUAACAUGUUCAUCACUCCGUGCAAGCAGCAAAAGCAAAAGCAAAUUUUCGGAACACCAUUGAAUGUUCCAGCAUCGCCAUUCCUGAAACAGUUAGGCUAUGGUACAGGUGUCCAAGUGUUUCGUUUUGAACGCCAGCCUGAUGCAACCGGCAGCACGAAAUCGCCGUGGGCACUAAAAUGCCUUUCAAGGAGACAUAACAAUGAUCCCGACAGUAAAACAAUGAUUUCAUCACGGUUGCUGGAAGAAGCUGAUAUUUUACGGUCAUUGAAUCAUCCGAACAUCGUUGGUUUCCGCGGGUUAAAAAAACUACAAGACGGCAGAGACACACUGAUCAUGGAAGAGUGUAGUGCAUCACUGGGCGAUUUACUGGAGGAAAGGCACGACGAUAAAUUGGGACCGUUACCUGCUGAUCAAAUGCGGAAGGUUUGUCUGGAUAUGUGCGAAGCACUCAAAUAUCUACAUGAUACCGUUCACUUACUGCACGGAGACAUUAAAUCGUUCAACGUUUUGAUAAAAAAUGACUUCGAAAUAUGCAAACUGUGCGAUUUCGGGGUCAGUCUGCCGUUGAAUGCUGAUGGCUACAUUGAUCUGGUCAAAAAACCCGACGCCAAGUAUAUCGGUACUGGUUGCUGGUGUGCUCCCGAGGCUCUGAUCGAUGACAAUGUCCAAUCAAUCAGUUCGAAAGCAGAUAUCUUUAGCUUCGGUUUGGUGUUAUACGAAUGCAUUGCGUGUGUACCUCCACAUACCUACGCGACGGACGACGGAGACACGGAUGAUGUCGAAAAAACCGAAGACAGCGACGCAAACGAAUCGUCUGACCUGGAAGACGAGGAUGGCUUCGAUUUCGAGGCUCUAAUGGGAACUCGACCACCAUUACCUGUCGUUGAGUCUUUGGACAAGGAGUACAAUAUGUUGAUUGAAAUUUUCUAUCUGUGCACCAACGAAGCACCGGAAGAUCGUCCAACUGCUGGCUGUCUAGCUGAUGCGUUGAAGACUUAUUUCAGUCAAUGAAAAUUGUUUUGUUUUGUUUUGCAUUUUCUUUGUAAAAUUUUAUCUUUUUUGUACAUUUCGUAACUCAUAUACGCCAACAGUGUUAUUCAAAGCGUUCUAUAGAUUUUGGCGUUACAAGAACACGACGUUGUUUUUAAUAAAACUUUAAAAGCAACUGACCAUUUCAUUCAACUGAACAAUGCUGCUCCAUUGCAAAAUCAGCGUAGAAGAUUUUUUCCCACUAGUUAUUCGAAAAUGUAUCCUGCGACCGACUGUGACUAAUUUUGUGUUGUUCAACGUCAAUGCAGAGCUAAUU